AUGGCGACCGACAGGGAGCGCGAUUUCUUCGCUCGAUUCCAAGAUUUCAACCUUAUCGAGUCCGCUUCUCCGCUAGACAACUUCAAGCUCCUUGCCAACAAGCACAAAUGGAGCGCGGGCUCGAAGAAAUGGUGCAGCAAGUGGUUUGCUUGCUUCGACUCUCUUUACAGUCCCGAUCCCUCGUACAACAAGUUCUUUGACAACUUCGUCAACUUCAUUCCCGAUGAUUCAGUUUCCGACUUGGAAAACUUCAACACUCUUGCGAAAAAGCGCAAGUGGGGAGUUGGUUCUAAGACAUGGUGUCGCAACUGGAAGGCCUGCUUUGGUACUGAGUACACUCGGACACAGAACACCACUCCAACCCCAAACACCCCGACUCAGUACACUCCAACCAUAACUCAAUACACCCCGUCUACAACUCAGUACACCUCGACCCAGUACACUCCAACUUCAUCCCAGGAGACUCCGACCCAGUGCACUCCGGCGCAGGACACCACCGAUUCCCAAUCUUGCGACAGCUACGAUGAAGUCUUAGACUUCAAACCUGAUCCUCGUGCUGCCCUUGCAGUUGAUUUCGCUCGACUGGCGACCCAAACCAAUCUGGCACAGGGCACUCCCAUUGGUCAAUCUCGCAACAGCUGCUACGAUAAAUUCCCUGGAUUCAAGCCCGACUCUCAUGCUUCUCUUGCUGAUGAGUUUGCUCGACUGGCGAAGUUCAACGGCUGGAAGAAAAACUCCGAUGAAUGGCGUGGAUACCGUGCCAUGUUCUAUGAUGAAGAGUUCACCCUCCACUUCGGCUAUUUUGCCAGCAAUCUCAAUAACUGGCAGAAAUUUAGCAAGAUACUGGAUAUGCCUAUCGGAAGUUCCAUCACUCAAUGUAAAAAGAACCUCAAGGAUUCUAGAGUCUACUUCAACAUCGUCAACGUUGUCAAUCAUAUGCGCAACCCUGACAAAGUCGAACUGAUAAGGUUCACAGACUGGAACAAAUUUGUGGCGUACACCAUGAACGGACAUAUCUACCCACUGAAGGCAGCCAAGGGGGAGAAGUUUCUGUGCCAACUUCUGCAACGCAUAUUCGGCUGGUCUAAUCCCAAGCGUCACCAGCGCAACUAAUCCGGCUUUCCCUCAAGACUGACUAAGGAAAAGUCAAAAGAGGAUAUGCUGGAUAUUGAUGGAAGAGCCACCUGUGCAUGCGGUAUGCUUGGGUAGGAGCACUAGGUACAUGCACCGGUCGACAAAAAAGCCUCUCCUGGGAUUAAUGCGGUUCAGUGAUAGCUGUUUAGAUCGCUUAAUUGACGAGACCAAAAUUUUGAGUGGAUAUUGAAGAC
Aplosporella prunicola CBS 121167 is the source of this 1328-nucleotide messenger RNA. RefSeq lists its product as uncharacterized. NCBI's taxonomy places the organism in Eukaryota, Fungi, Ascomycota, Dothideomycetes, Botryosphaeriales, Aplosporellaceae. The coding region runs from base 1 to 1113 and encodes 370 amino acids. The transcript has 3 exons. The record is from RefSeq and is a predicted model, not a curated record.